AUGGGACAAAAAAUAAAUCCGCUCGGUUUCCGACUUGGUACAACACAAAGUCAUCAUUCUCUUUGGUUUGCACAGCCAAAAAAUUAUUCUGAAGGUCUACAAGAAGAUCAAAAAAUAAGAGACUGUAUUAAAAAUUAUGUACAAAAAAAUAGGAGAAUAUCCUCCGGUGUUGAGGGAAUUGCACGGAUAGAGAUUCAAAAAAGAAUCGAUCUAAUUCAGGUCAUAAUCUAUAUAGGAUUUCCAAAAUUAUUAAUUGAAAAUCGACCGAGAAGAAUCGAAGAAUUACAACUGAAUGUACAAAAAGAACUUAAUUGUGUGAAUCGAAAACUAAACAUUGCUAUUACAAGAAUUUCAAAUCCCUAUGGACACCCUAAUAUUCUUGCAGAAUUUAUAGCGGCACAAUUACAGAAUAGAGUUUCUUUUCGCAAAGCAAUGAAAAAAGCUAUUGAAUUAACGGAACAGGCGGAUCCAAAAGGAAUUCAAGUACAAAUUGCAGGGCGUAUCGACGGAAAAGAAAUUGCACGCGUCGAAUGGAUCAGAGAAGGUAGGGUUCCUCUACAAACCAUUGGAGCUAAAAUUGAUUAUUGUUCCUAUACAGUUCGAACUAUAUACGGGGUAUUAGGAAUCAAGAUUUGGAUAUUUGUAGCCGCAGAAUAA
Pistacia vera is the source of this 657-nucleotide messenger RNA. NCBI's taxonomy places the organism in Eukaryota, Viridiplantae, Streptophyta, Magnoliopsida, Sapindales, Anacardiaceae. The record is from the annotation of a RefSeq genome assembly.